CCUCACCUGCCCCUCCUCCUGUCCCCCCGUCUGAUCCGAAGCCAAACGGGCAUCACCCUACGCCUAGUUCGACCCCUAGAAUGUCUAUAUGUUCCCGGACUACUAUGGUGACAUCGAUGGACAACACCUCCAGCGGUCUACACUCCGUCAUGAAGUGGAAGACAGUCUUGGCCAUCUUCGUGGUGGUGGUGGUCUAUCUGGUCAGCGGAGGCCUCGUCUUCCGAGCUCUUGAGCAGCCUUUUGAAAGCAGCCAAAAAAGCACGAUCGCCCAAGAGAAGCUGGAUUUCCUGCAGAUGCACCCGUGCGUUUCCCAGCAGGAGCUGGAGGCCCUCAUUAAGAAAGCCAUUGAUGCUGACAACGCCGGCGUCAAUCCUAUUGGGAACUACUCGAACAGCAGCAGCCACUGGGAUCUGGGUAGCUCCUUCUUUUUUGCGGGGACGGUGAUCACUACCAUAGGUUAUGGGAACAUUGCACCCAGCACAGAAGGCGGGAAGAUUUUCUGCAUCCUAUAUGCUAUAUUCGGAAUACCUCUCUUUGGUUUCUUGUUGGCUGGUAUUGGAGACCAACUGGGCACCAUUUUUGGCAAAAGCAUCGCGAGAGUGGAGAAAGUCUUUAGGAAGAAGCAGGUGAGUCAGACCAAGAUCCGGGUCAUCUCCACCAUCUUGUUCAUCGUGGCCGGGUGUCUGGUGUUCGUCACCAUCCCGGCCGUCAUCUUCAAACAGAUCGAAGGCUGGUCGGAGCUGGAGUCCAUUUAUUUUGUGGUUGUUACACUAACGACUGUUGGCUUUGGGGACUACGUGGCAGGUGGGAACACAAAUAUAAUGUACCGGGAGUGGUACAAGCCGCUGGUGUGGUUCUGGAUCCUGGUUGGUCUCGCGUACUUUGCCGCUGUCCUCAGUAUGAUUGGUGACUGGCUUCGAGUGAUAUCAAAGAAAACUAAAGAAGAGGUGGGAGAAAUCAAGGCACAUGCUGCAGAGUGGAAAGCCAACGUGACGGCCGAAUUCAGAGAGACGCGAAGGCGCCUGAGUGUAGAGAUCCACGACAAGCUCCAGAGGGCAGCCACCAUCAGGAGCAUGGAGCGCAGGCGGCUGGGGCUCGACCAGAGAGCUCACUCUCUUGACAUGCUGUCCCCAGAAAAACGCUCAGUGUUCGCAGAGCUGGAGAACGGGCGCUUCAAGGCGUCCUCCCAAGAAAGCAUAAACAACAGACCCAACAACCUAAGACUAAAGGGGAUUGAGCAGUUCAACACUUUACAUGGCCAAGGCCUCUCCGAAGACAAUAUCAUCAAUAAGUUUGGAUCCACCUCGUCCAAGUUGACCAAAAGGAAAAACAAGGACCUGAAGAAGAACCUGCCGGAGGAUGUAGGGAAGAUUUAUGAGAACUUCCGAAAAUACUCGGUGGAUGAAGGGAAGAAGGAGGACGGCAAGGGCGAUAGGAUGUCCACCUCAGACACGGCGACUCUCUCUGACUUCAUCCAGCACUCCAUCAUAGAGAACGGCUCAGUCCCCUGCGAAACCAAAGAUGAGGAACACGAGAACAAAGCAUUACUUGAAGAAGGAAACUAAUGGGGCAACCCUGAGGAUCAUUGCUCUGUCAUGGCACAACCAAGCUGAGGGCUGCAAUGUGGGACGGACCUUUGACUUUCUAUCUCCACUCUGGAGCCCAAAGUUCGUUUGUAUUUUGACUCAGCAGUAACCUUUGACCCCUUCUGUAUUGGAGGGGACAAUGCCCUGUGUGUCGACUGCCCCCUCCAGUACAGAAGGGGUUACACUAUCGCCCUGGGGUGUAAACCAGAACCGACAGCAGCUGGUUACUUCAGAGGAGUUCUCGAGACAUGUGCCUUAUGCAGACUUUUCAGUUACCUGGAGCUCCGUAAUCUGCAUUGGUGGAAACUUUUACUGUGCCAUAACAGACUGCCAAAAAAAGCCCCCCUCCCCCCUGACAACGACUACAACCGAGAAAGAAUGCGGAAAACUGCAAAUAAGAUAACCAUAGUCAUUACAGGAGAGAUCGAGGUGGCUACUCGUUUCGCUAUUCAGUUUGUAGGUCUUGGGAAGCAUUUUUCAAGCUGGCAAAAUGAUUAAGAUGACAACGCGUUUCGCUCUCCAGAUAUGGUAGGAGACCAUUUCUAAGUCUACAAACCAAGAAUACAAGAAAAUAUGGAGAUGGCUACUCAUUUCACUCUCCAACUGUGGUAGGAGAUCAUUUCUAAGCCUACACAUUGAGAAUACAAGGAAAUAUGGAGACUGCAACGCGUUUCGCUCUCCAGAUAUGGUUGGAGACCAUUUCUAAGUCUACAAACCAAGAAUACAAGAAAUUAUGGAGACGACAAUUAUGGAGACGACGCGUUUCGCUCUCCAGAUAUGGUAGGAGGCAAUGUGUAAGUCUAGAAAUCAAGAAUACAAGAAAAUAUGGAGAUGGCAGCGCGUUUCACUCGCCGAGUGUGGUAGGAGACCAUUUCUAAGCCUACACAUUGAGAAUACAAGAAAUUAUGGAGACGAUAACGCGUUUCACUCUCUAAAUGUGGUAGGAGGCAAUGUCUAAGUCUAGUAAUCAAGAAUGCAGUGUGGUAGGAGACCAUUUCUAAGCCUACAAAUCGGGUAUACAUGGAAUUAUGGAGGCGGCAACGCAUCUCAGCCUCCAACUCAAACGGGGCAGGGAGCAUUGUCCAGUCCUGCGGGAGGCAGUAAUGCGUUUCACUUUCUAAAUCAUACGUGGUAGGAAGCAUUUUCCAAGCUUGCAGAUAAACACAUAUAUGCAUUGUGUGGCACAUGAGUAGAAUAAGGAAUACUUCUCAUCUUUCCAACCUCUCCAUCGAGCCCGAUCCCUUCCUGGCCAGUGAUGACAUCAGCACACCCAACAGUAUAACCGCACAUCAGCUUUUUAACCGUAAACAAGCACUGUGGCAGCAACCAUUACCAAUGAAAACGCCAGAGACUGUGACAGCGCCCCAAGCUGUACCUGUGGGUACUGCGCGCCCCAAGAGAAACAGAAAGAUGUCAUUUCUAGCGGCACGCCGCAGAGUGGACCGCGCACUUUUUUAUUUUUAAUUUAUUGCAAUCACUUUAUAUUUGCUGAGGAAACUUCAGUUCUCAGUGCUGAAUAACCAGGAGGCCGCGGAGCAUCUUGCAUGUGGUUCACAGCCGCCCCGCGCCGUAAGACUGUAAUAGUCCCAGGACCUAGAGAUGGGGGUGUUACUGUGCAAUUCUCAGGGCUCGUUCCCUUCUUUUAAGUGAAGGAUUUCAUGGGCAGUCUACUGAAGCACCCCCAAAAAAUAAAACCCAGCACCACCAUAAGACGCCCUCCAUGUAGUCCGGCUGGCGAGGGACGAGAAGUGCUCACCGCUUUGUGCCAUCUUAUUUUGUAACUUUUUAAGAGUAUUUUCAAUACUUGGUUCCAUUUUGCAUCGCUGGACGCUCGGCUCUUCGGUCAGUGUUCCUCUCCAGGUUUUCUAUUGCACAUCCUGCCGGUUUAGAGGGAGGUCUAGAGCCGGACGCACAGAAGAAUAAAUCAUUAGGAGAA
This is a messenger RNA of Bufo gargarizans (Asiatic toad), 3522 nucleotides long. RefSeq names its product potassium two pore domain channel subfamily K member 10 (gene KCNK10). Bases 81 to 1565 code for a protein of 494 amino acids. Gene Ontology annotation, molecular function: potassium ion leak channel activity. Gene Ontology annotation, cellular component: membrane. Lineage: Eukaryota; Metazoa; Chordata; Amphibia; Anura; Bufonidae. The record is from RefSeq and is a predicted model, not a curated record. The transcript has 6 exons. Gene Ontology annotation, biological process: potassium ion transmembrane transport; stabilization of membrane potential.